GGAGCCCAGCUGGACACCGGGAAGCCUGCCCUCCGUAGGUUGUCAUUCCUUUCCCACGGUUCCAGAGCAGGAGGAAGGAAGGGCGCUGCCCUCGGUCUUGAUGUUGCUUGUCUUGGGGGUCACUGUCCGCUGUCCUCCCCAGGUGCUAGAGCUCUAUGGCAACGAGAUCACCAGUGUGGAGUGUCUGUGCGCCCACCCGCCCCCAGGCCUCCAGCACUUGGGUUUAGGCCACAACAAACUCCUGGGAGCCCUGGAAAGCCUAUACGUCACCGCUAAUCACUGGCCCAACCUUGUCUCCCUGGACCUGGGCUUCAAUGACCUGACGGACCUGCAGAGCAUGGUGGACAGCCUGCACACCCUCCGGCAGCUGCGGCUGCUGGUGCUGCAGGGGAACCCGUUGGCCCUGGUGCCCUACUACCGAGGCCUCACCGUCGACACCCUGUCUCGACUCUGCGUGCUCGACGACAUCACUGUGUCUCCCAACGAGAAGCAUCAGUUCCGGGGGCUCAGCAUCAAUGGGGAUCUCUUGGCCCAUGAGGCACAGCUUGUGGUGACCAUUGGGAAUGUCAGAGGGGUCCUGGACUCCUCUGUGUUGGACCCGGAACCAGGGCCCGAAGGACCUUUUAUCGCAUACAGCUAUUAUGUGACCUACGACUUUGUGGAAGAUGAAGAAGGUGGAGGAAGUGAAUACGCCGGGGUGCUGGCGGAGAUCGUCAAGCCCUUGUCCAGCACAGAGAUCCUGCCCGAGGAGUCUCCCGAGGAGGACAUUGAAGAGGCCGAGGAGUCUGUGGAGUCGGGCGGGAUGACCGAGUCUGGGGAGCUGGAGGGGUCGGUCUCCGUGGGAGGCUCGGCUGUCCUGCCGAGGUCGGUUGACUCAGUGGAGGAGCUGGCAAAGCUGCGGCCUCGCAUUGAUCCCCGGCUCUGCCCCUCCCCAGGGACAGUUCUCUUCAGCACGGUCCGCAAGCCCUGGAGCGACGUCAUUGCCUGCGACUACGAGAUGCAGCACACCCUGCGGGACCUGGUGCCACUCAAGGCCUUUCUGCUGGCAGGGACCACGGUGACCAUUGUGCAGGAAAAGAUUCUCUCCUGGCCGCUUGUCGCUCCUCCCUCCGAGAGUCCCUCAGCAACCAAGAAAGGAAAGCCGGAGAAAGACAAGAAGGGCAAAGACGACAAGAAAGGCAAAGAUGACAAGAAGGGCAAAGAUGACAAGAAGGGCAAAGACGACAAGAAAGGGAAAGGAGAGAAAGAGGCUAGUAAGGAACAGAAGGGGCCCAAGAAGAAGAAGGAGCUUCCUAAGGAGCUCCGGCAAGACCCGCCCAUUCUGACGGUGCUGGGCAGAGGCCUGGUGGCCCUGGAGUCCCUGCUGGCCGGGGAGUCACUGGUGUCCACUGUGUGCAACUUUGGUGUGGUCCGCACCAUCGAAUCGGACAAGCUGACGUUUGCCAGGGACCUGAAGAAAAGUAAGAGUAAGAAAGCGGUAAAAAGAGACGCUAAGAAAACCGACGUCCUGCCGAGCGAAGACAACCACCAGCCCGAGCCGCUCACGGUGGAGGUGCAGAUCCAGCUGAACCAGUGCCGCACGGCCGAGGAGGCGCUCAAGGCCUUCUCCAUUUAG
Molecule: messenger RNA, 1615 nt
Organism: Loxodonta africana (African savanna elephant)
Lineage: Eukaryota; Metazoa; Chordata; Mammalia; Proboscidea; Elephantidae
Gene: LRRC43
Product: leucine rich repeat containing 43
Exons: 9
Coding region: 101-1615 (504 amino acids)
Source: RefSeq, a predicted model, not a curated record